Messenger RNA from Bathycoccus prasinos, 819 nucleotides. Its product is annotated as PREDICTED: zinc finger protein 347-like. Bases 1 to 819 code for a protein of 272 amino acids. Lineage: Eukaryota; Viridiplantae; Chlorophyta; Mamiellophyceae; Mamiellales; Bathycoccaceae. The transcript has a single exon. The record is from RefSeq and is a predicted model, not a curated record. Gene Ontology annotation, cellular component: nucleus.
AUGCGUGAGUAUUGGAGGAGCUUUCUGUUGAAAUUUCCAUUUUCGAUCGCAAUUUGGAACGGAGAGGAAGAGGAGGAAAAGGAGGAGGAAAAUCCGACGCUGAAGAGGAGUACGACGACGAUCCCGGUCAGGAUCGUCUUUCGAGGACGAGGCGAAGACCAAAAGACGGUUCGAGUAAAGGCUUUGACGAGAGAAGAUUUCAUGGUGAAAUUUGUGACGACCUUCCCCCCCACAAAACAGUUGUCACAGAAAAAACGCAAAUUUUUGCUUCUGCACGAAAAAGAUCUCACAUGUGAUUUCAUACUACUACUCCUCAUAAUUUUAAACGCGCAGCAAGAAGAGCAUAUACUAAUGAGCAGACGAAAGAAUCCACAUCCGAAAAGAGCGGUGAACGCGAGGACGGUUUUUAAGGUGGUGAAGGGUAGGAGAGAGGAAGAAGAAGUGGAAGAAGAAGAACCUUUGGUGUUGUGUUCGAGGAUUCCUGACGAGGAUGACGAUCUCGAGGCGAGUCAACAGAUACAAAAAGAAGAAACGACUUUUAUUAAGAAAGGAACGAAGAGGAAGAGAGCGCAACACGAGUGCGAUGUGUGCGAGAAGCGAUUUACUCGAGCUGAUAGUUUGAAAACGCACAUGCGUAUUCACACGAACGAGAGACCGUACGAAUGUGAUGUGUGCGAGAAGCGUUUUACUCGAUCUAGUGGUUUAAAACUUCACAUGCGUAUUCACACGAACGAGAGGCCGUACGAAUGCGAUGUGUGCGAGAAGCGUUUUACUCGAUCUGGUAGUUUGAAAAGGCACAAGCGUACUCAACAUCAUUGA